AUGCCUACUUCAUUAUUUCAAAUAAGUGAGGUGGAACUAUAUUUAGAUACACCUAGUAUUGGAGUACCAACAUUUAUGGGUGUGGCAUUUAGACCCAAAAAUAUAUAAAUAGAUACACUUAUUAGAAUUGAAUUAGGAUUCUUAAGUUAUGAUUAAUUAAAUUGUUAAGUCUUUUAACUUGAAAUAGAUACACUUAUGCCUUCAUUAUCAUUUUCCCAUUAUUCCCAUGAUUCUUAAAACCUUUAUUUUUAUUCAAACAAAUACAAACCUGAUCAAAUUUAAUAUAAAUAUAGUGUCAAUUGCACUGGAAUUACAAUCUUAUAGACUACUAAUAAAAUAUUUAGAGUUAUAUAUGAAGAUAUGUAUCAUACAAUAAUCUAAUAUUUUCAAAUUCGUCAACCACCAAGGUUACCAACUGAUACCUAGACUUAAUAGGCUUCAUUAUAGAUUGUCAAAAAUAUAGAAUUGAUAUCUAAGAAAUUUAAUAAUCCUUUGGUUAGUAGUAUUAUAUCGAUAAAAAUUGUUCCUAUUUAUGGAAUUUAUAGAGUAUUAAUAGAAUUUCCAUCUUCUUACACUACAAAUAUAAUAAAAUGUGUAAUAAAUGAAACAUCCUCUGUAUUUUGUGAUUAGGAUUCUCUUAAUCCAAAAAGAUUAAUAGUUUAUUUAACAAAAUAUCAUGAUAGUGAACUAAUUAAAGAUCCAUUUAAUCUCACUGUUUAUGGGAUGAUUAAUCCAAUGGAAUUAAAUUAUAAUAGUCGAAUAUGUGUAAUUUUGGAUGAUGAUAACAUAUUAACACCUUUACUGUUUGGAAAUGAAGAUAAUUUAAAUGGGAUAACAUAAUUUGAAUAUCUUGAUGACUAUGUUAAUAAAAAUAUUUACAAACAAUUAUCGACUAGUGAUUUUAGAUUUUCUCAAUCUUAAGCUAGGGCUUAUGAUUAAUAUUUAAUUGGUAAUAUUACUUUUUCAAUGGGAAGCAUUAACGAAAUAAAUAAAUUAUAUUUGCGAAUAUCAGAUUAAUACACAAUAUAUGAUUUGAAUUGUUAACUUAUAAAAGUAGGUGAUCAACAAUUGAAUAAUUAUAUUAGUGAGUGCAACUAAAAUUAAAAUUAUAUUGAGAUGGAUCUGAUUACAGAUACAGGCAAUAUUAGAUUUAGUCAACAAUAUUAUUUAAAAAUAUCAAAUUUCAGAACAUAAGAUUUAAUAUCAAUAGAUUAAUAUGCUGUUUUGUAACCUAUGAUUUAACUCUUCUUAGCAUAAGAUGAUAAUAUAAUUUCAUUAGAAAAUUAAGUGAAUGGAUCAUUUGUGAUGAAAAAUUAAAAAAUACCAUUUUACUGGUACAAUCUAGAUGCCAAUGAUUAGUUUACUAGAUUAGAAGUGCAACCAGGAUUUGAGGAUACAAAAACAUAUAAAAUAUAUCUUAAUCAUUUUGGACUUGAAAGAUUGUAUUUAGGUUUAGGAGAUGUUUCAGAUAGAUUCAAUUGUACAAUUAACUUAUAGUUACCAACAAUCCAUGAAGAUAUUAUUGUCUUUGGUUAGAGCAGUAAGUAUGCCAAACAAUCUUUUAGUAGUUAAACUAUCACCUAACCUAAAUACAUUGUCAAAUCAAUGACCGAUGAUACAUUCUAUGAAACAAUUAAGGAUACUGAAUUGGUAAUUAAUCCUGGAGAUAGUGGAUUCAUAUUCAGUGUAGCAUCAAAAUCAUUAAUAAAUAUCAAAAUUAGAGUUCAAAUAAAAUAUACUAUUUCAUUUCCUGAUCGUAAUUCAUGGAAUCCUAUUUAUUAUUAUAAUCCAUUUACAGAAAUUCCUGUUUUAUAUUUAGAAAUUAUUAAUAAAGGUUGUGAACUAAUUCCGCAAAAGUCUACAUACGAUUUACCCAUUAAUGGUUAUACGCAUCCUAUAAUAAUCGAUUCAUCUGAAUGUAUUCCUAUUGUUGAUACCAAACUGAAUGUUACUAUUUAAGAUAACAAUAAAUUAUAAUUAGUUCCUAUUUAAAUGAGUAUAUCAAGAUAUAGAUUUGAACUUAUUAAAAGAACAACUCGAAAGGCUCCAGAAUAUAGCUAUAUUUUUUAAAUCAAAGCCACCAAUGAAACUCUUCCAGGUAUUAUUACUUAAAUAUUGGUUAAUAACAUACCAAUCUCGAUAUCUGCAAUAUUAUAGUAUACUGAAUAACCCAAAGCAACUCCCUUGAAGGGAUUAUACAGUUAAACAUCAAACACUAUUUCUUUAUCAAUGACAUGUUCUUAACCUUCUGAAAUUUUACUUGUGAUUGGAAUUGAUGAAAUUACAGAUGAAUCAUUCGAAAAAAUAAAAUCUAAUUCAAUUUCUAACGAACUCACAGGAGAUUAUGAUUUAUUUAAAUUAUAACCUGAAAAUUCAACCUUACAAUAGGAGAGCAGUUACCUUCUCAAAUAUGAGAUACUGCCU
Molecule: messenger RNA, 2424 nt
Organism: Paramecium tetraurelia
Lineage: Eukaryota; Ciliophora; Oligohymenophorea; Peniculida; Parameciidae
Exons: 1
Source: RefSeq, a predicted model, not a curated record